AUGUGUAUUCGCAAUCUGCUCACGGACGAGGUGUCUUGGGGCCAGCCUAUGUUGGCAAAGGUUGCAAGCACACCGCUGACCAGGGCAUGCUACCUCACAGCUGCGGGCGUGGGUAAAGACGAGGGCGCGGUAUUCAGUCGAACAGCUGGAGGAGUGGACGAGUCUCGCUGGAUGGAUACGUCGUUGGCCUCUCAGAUGUUGCCUGGCCUCGACCUCAACAUCAACCCAGACUUCGAUGGCAAACCCUUCGUCUUCAUCACGAACGACAAUGGGGAUGAUCGAAGCGGUUACGGAGAAUGCGACGAUCGAGGAACGUGCGCGUGGAACAAGCUCAACGAGUACGACAGUUUCAACACCAGUGACAUGUGGGACGUCAUACUGAACCCGUGUCAACAGCAGAGCAGCACACUCAUCGCAACAGUGAUGAGUCCGAAGGACGGCUCAUCCAACCCACUGUCCAUGUGCCCGUAUCCACAGCUAUCUGCCUCGCUUCGCUAG
This is a messenger RNA of Prorocentrum cordatum, 498 nucleotides long. NCBI's taxonomy places the organism in Eukaryota, Dinophyceae, Prorocentrales, Prorocentraceae. The record is from the annotation of a GenBank genome assembly.